Arachis stenosperma is the source of this 1311-nucleotide messenger RNA. RefSeq lists its product as uncharacterized. NCBI's taxonomy places the organism in Eukaryota, Viridiplantae, Streptophyta, Magnoliopsida, Fabales, Fabaceae. The transcript is spliced from 3 exons. Bases 1 to 1311 code for a protein of 436 amino acids. The record is from RefSeq and is a predicted model, not a curated record.
AUGGAAGAAAAGGAAGAUGCAAAAACAAAGGAGGAAGAUGCACCAACAAAGGAGGUUGUAAGGGAUGAAAACAAUUAUGGGAAUCUACACUCCAAUGAAGUAGAGACUGGCAUGGAUAGUGAGUUUAUUGAACCACCAAUUCAAGAAGUUCUUGAUGAAGGGUACACUCUAACCGUCACACAACACCAAAAUUUUGAAAUCAAAGAAGUGAAGGCAACCAAGGAAGGCACUGAAAAGGAGACUGUGACCAAGAAACAGAAGAAAAUAUCUAUGAAGAAGAGAAGCCAAGCGGAACAAGAGUCACAGGAUCAUUUUAAGGAAGCAAUGGAUCGACUUCAAGCAACCAUCCAUCAAAUGGAGCGAGAAGAAAGCCGAAAAGCAGACGAAGCUCUCAUGGCUAACAAAUCUCAAAUUAAGAACAAGGGACUGAAAUGUGUUGUGCAACAAGUAGAAAAGAUGGAGAGUGUUGAACCGCCACAUCCUUAUCAUGAUGAACCACCCUCAUAUCAUGAACCUUUUCUCCCAAGUAAUGAACCCUCAUAUCCACCCCAAUCUCCAAUGGAUGACACUCUUGAUGUUCUUCUUCAAGAGAAAAGAGAGAUGCAAAGUACGACACUAGAGUUUAUAGCUACGUUGACCGAGGUAGUAGGUAAUUUAGCUUCAAUGCGCUUUGAUACUCAAAGUACCCCCAUGGACGCAUGUGGAGAAUCCAACGAGGAGCAUAGCAUGAAGGAAAAAUUAGAAACUCCGGUGGAAAAUGCGGAAUGUGGCUUUGUAUUGGAACAAUUGGAGGAAGUCGUACUUGUUGAAGAUGAAGAAGUGGUUGAAGACUUAGGAGAUGCUGAACCUCCAUGGAAAUCUAGAGUUGUAGCAUAUUCCUCCAAAAGGAUUAAAUUUGAUGUUGAGGAGGUUAGUGCACAACCUCCACGGCAUGUUCCCUAUGAAGAAUUGGAUGGAAUAGAUCAAGAAGCAAGUUCUCUUGGUGACGAUGAUCAUGAAUCAAGCCGUCCUAGUGAUGAAUUUGCAUCUACAAGUGAACUCCUCGAGUUUAAAGAACCCUCUCCGAUUGAGUUGGAGAAUGAUGUGGAGAACCCCCACCCACACGAUACAGAAUUGAAAGAAACUAGAGAAGAAGAAGAGAAGGAGAGGGAGAAGGGCUUGGCAUUGCCGGCUGGGUACCGCCACCAUUCAGCUCAACGCCGCCGUUGCAUCUUGCUUGCGCCGUCAUUCAGGCCCAUUGCCGUCCAGCCGUCGCACCACCACAUCACCGUCAUCGCCGAGUUGGAAGAGAGGAAGCAUUGCAGCCGCUGA